AUGCAAAUCACCGACUUGUGUGAUGUUGGCUGUCAUUACCUGAAAGAUUAUGUAAACGAACCCAAUAAACCGAAAUAUCUAAAAUGGGGGAACGAUAUAGUUAAAUUGGUUUUAGAUGAAAAAUUAAAAGGCUUUAAUUUAAAAAAUUAUUCAGAUAAUUUUGAUGACUUAGUAUGCAGCAUCGGGUUGUUCUGCAUUAUGUUUGAAUAUGUUGCUGAUAAGAGCGAGUAUGAUGAUACAAAGCAGCUGUGUGAUGAAUUUAUACUUAAAUUAGUACCCAAACUAAAAAACCGUGGGAAAUAUUCCACUUAUUUCCAGCAAUUUGAUUUCUACACUAAUACAUUGCGUAUGAUGACGAAUUAUUUGUAUAGAAAAGAGCUUUUUAACCAGGAAUCAAACGAUCCUGAGAUGAUAGAAUUUAAUAAACAGAUUAAAGAUGUGAGUUCUACCAUGAAACAGGGUGAGGUGAAAUUUCGAUAUGAAAUAUAUUUGCCUCUAAUAAAAAUAUGA
Messenger RNA from Cotesia congregata, 510 nucleotides. Lineage: Eukaryota; Metazoa; Arthropoda; Insecta; Hymenoptera; Braconidae. The record is from the annotation of a GenBank genome assembly.